AUGUCUGACCAAGACCACUUCCACCUCCUCCCCCUAACCAUCGACCCCAAAUCCAAAUCCAUCUCCUCACUCGGCCCCUCCUCGCGAGCCCUUGAGGCCGAGCUCGCCGCCCUCAACAAUCUCCACAGAACCAUCCUCACCCAAAUCGAGCCCCCCCACAUCGUCCCCCCUCCCCCCAUGCCCGUCAACCCAAAGCGCUCAGCCAACGUCUCCAAGCUUCGCGAGUCGGGCAACAACGAAUACCGCAAGGGGCGCCACGCCGAAGCAAUCAAGUUCUACACCCUCGGUCUCCAAAUGGCGCUUACACGGGCCCCGUGGGAGCCGUCGCAGCUGGUGCGGGAGGAGGUCCACGCGCUGUAUAGCAACAGGGCGCAGGCGCAUAUGCAACUGGGGAACUGGCCAGAGGCGGCGGUGGAUGCAGAGGCGAGCGUGGCUGCCAAGAGCCAGGGUAAUGCGAAGGCUUGGUUUAGGAGGGGGAAGUGCCUGCUUGAAAUGGGGAGGUUGCAAGAGGCCAGGGGGGCGGUGGCCAAGGCGUUGGAGUUUGAGGGGGAGGAGAAGGAGUUGGCUGAGUUGUUGAAGGAGAUUGAGGGGAGAAUUGCGAAGGAGGGGAACUAG
Molecule: messenger RNA, 615 nt
Organism: Podospora bellae-mahoneyi
Lineage: Eukaryota; Fungi; Ascomycota; Sordariomycetes; Sordariales; Podosporaceae
Exons: 1
Coding region: 1-615 (204 amino acids)
Biological process (GO): protein folding
Cellular component (GO): nucleus; cytosol
Molecular function (GO): Hsp70 protein binding; Hsp90 protein binding
Source: RefSeq, a predicted model, not a curated record